This is a messenger RNA of Oryzias melastigma (Indian medaka), 1305 nucleotides long. It is a transcript of the gene tmem203, whose product is annotated as transmembrane protein 203. The record is from RefSeq and is a predicted model, not a curated record. NCBI's taxonomy places the organism in Eukaryota, Metazoa, Chordata, Actinopteri, Beloniformes, Adrianichthyidae. The transcript is spliced from 2 exons. Gene Ontology annotation, cellular component: endoplasmic reticulum. Gene Ontology annotation, biological process: intracellular calcium ion homeostasis. Bases 242 to 655 code for a protein of 137 amino acids.
GAGGGCGACAAAAACCUAUUGGGACUUUAAGAUUGUUCAGUUUCUCGCGAUAUUCCACGGGAAUGGGAUCUGGUGAAGAGCUAAGAUGUUAACAGCAGUUUAGCUGUUUUCCAGUGUCAUAUUUAAGUGGCUGGAGUCGAAAAACCUUGUAUUUCUAAGGUCGGAUCUGAAGAUGUAGUCAUCCCUGCAGUCUCCUCUCCUCCCUGGACCUCCUCCACCUCCUCCUGUCCGGGCCUCCACCAUGCUGUUCUCUCUGAGGGAGCUGGUCCAGUGGCUGGGCUUUGCGACCUUUGAACUGUUCCUCCACCUGCUGGCUCUGCUGGUCUUCAGCAUGCUGGUUGCCUUGCAGGCUGACCUGCCAUCCCCCAAACUGAGUUGGUGGCUGGUUUUCGUCCCGCUGUUUGCCGCAGACGGCCUGAGCACCUACUUCACCACCAUCGUGUCCAUAAGACUGUACGAGAAGGAGAAGCGUCUGGCUGUGCUGCGGCUCCUCUGGGUGCUGACGGUGCUCAGUCUGAAGCUGGUGUGUGAGGUUCUACUGUGCCAGAAGUUGGCCGAACAAGAACAAGCUAGAGAUCUCUGGUUUGGUCUCAUUGUUUCCCCCCUCUUCAUCCUGCUGCAGCUGCUGAUGAUACGGGCCUGCCGGGUCAACUGAGGAGGGCAUGUCUGAUGAACAUGAGCAGAGUGCAGUAUCCGUCUGCCAUUAGAGAUUGAAAGCAUUAACGUGACAUUUUUUUCCCUAUGCCUCAUUUCCUGCUGUUUUCAAUCCACUACGGUGUAGCUUGAAGGACAAGUUUAUGCGCCUGCUUGAGUUUUGUUGUGUUUUCUGUUUUAAAGUAAUUCUUUGAAGUCAUUCCAGCCAGUCGAUGUAUGACUACAUUUGGAGAACUUUAGGAGAAUAAACUGAAAAUGUCAGAUGUAGUUUUUAUCACAUUGUUUCUGCACGUGGCAAUCAAUGGAAGAAAAUGGGCCUUUAGGGGGAAUGUGUUUCAGCUAUUCUUCAAUUUUGUCUCUGCAUCUGAUUUGCAUAACUACAAAACAUUGCAAAAAUGGAAAGCUGUGCAGUUUUUCAAUUGAAUAGAGAUCUCCAAAAUGUAUUUGCUGCCAUUUUCUUUGCCCCCCCCCAAAAAAAUGCUUGAAACACAAACAUUCACUUUUCAUUUUCUGUACUGUUGCUCAUUCAACUGACCUUUAAAACUUUAAACCCCUUCGUUGGCUCCUGUUUGUGAGAAUGACCCUCACCAAAACCUGUUAGUGCUUGAACUCCAUCAUUGCAAAGAUGAGAAGAUUGUUUUCACUCAACCU